Anoplopoma fimbria (sablefish) is the source of this 2753-nucleotide messenger RNA. It is a transcript of the gene mbtps2, whose product is annotated as membrane-bound transcription factor peptidase, site 2. Gene Ontology annotation, biological process: regulation of response to endoplasmic reticulum stress; membrane protein intracellular domain proteolysis. The coding region runs from base 197 to 1693 and encodes 498 amino acids. Gene Ontology annotation, molecular function: protein binding; metalloendopeptidase activity. Gene Ontology annotation, cellular component: membrane; cytoplasm. Lineage: Eukaryota; Metazoa; Chordata; Actinopteri; Perciformes; Anoplopomatidae. The record is from RefSeq and is a predicted model, not a curated record. The transcript is spliced from 11 exons.
GAAGUGUGUCGCUCAGCGCUGACGGUUGUUUUCCAUGCGGAGAGCUCGGAGCAUCUCUUCUUUUCCUGCACAUUGGACAUGCUAACAUGGUUAGUUUUGUAACAGCGGGCAGCUGGGUGAUGCAGAGCCGGCGGGCGGAGUGAUGGAGGCGGUGCAGGUCGGUUCGUUCUGUCGUAGGAGGGUCCUCUGAAGCACCAUGAUCCCUGUGCCUCUGCUGGUGGUUGUGAUGGGAGGCUGGUGUGCUGUCUACCUCGCUGACACGCUGCUCAAGUCGUCGUCGACACACCGGAUCAGGUACGAGUCAUGGUUGGCGAGUCGAGGGCUGAUGUUGUCUCCGUUCCAUGUGAGAUGGCAGACCACCAUGUUCAACCGGCUGUUUGCGUACUGCGCCCGCAUCAACCCCCGAGCCCAAUACCUGUGGUUCAACAGUGGUCUGGUGUUCGGUUUAGUCGCCAUGGUGGGAUCUGUGGUGCUGCUCACAAAGACGCUGCAGCAGACGCUCGCUCAGAUGACAACCGACAACCCUCGGAUGGGAGGUCAGCAGGCCCUGCAGGUGGUGGUCCCUGGUGUCAAUCUGCCCACCAGUCAGCUGGGCUACUUCUUCUCCGCCCUGCUGCUCAGCGGAGUCAUACAUGAGCUGGGCCACGCGGUGGCAGCACUGAGGGAGCAAGUCCGAGUGAACGGCUUCGGCAUAUUUGUGUUCGUGGUUUAUCCCGGUGCGUUCGUGGACCUCUUCACCACGCACCUCAGCAUCAUAUCGCCCGCUCAGCAGCUCCGCAUCUUCUGUGCCGGAGUUUGGCACAACUUUGUCCUGUGUGUGGCAGCAUUAGCCUUCCUCUUCCUGCUGCCCAUCGUUCUGUUUCCCGUGUACUUCACCGGCGGCGGGGCGCUGGUCACCGAGGUCAUCCAGGGCUCUGCAGCUGACGGCCCCCGGGGUCUGUCAGUCGGGGACAUAGUGACCAGGCUGGAGGACUGCCCUGUCUGGGGAGUGGAAGACUGGAGCAGCUGCCUGUCUCACCUCUCUCUCUCCCCGCAGACAGGAUACUGUGUCCCCGGCACCAGCCUGCAGUCCAGCUGGGCCCACGGACGAGCUUACAAGCGUUUGGAUGGAACAAUGGACUGCUGCAGCAACAACAGCCUGACAGACCUCUGUUUCUCUUAUAUGAGACCUCAGGGCAAGAACAGCAGAGAGUACGCCUGCAUGCCGGUGCGUAAGAUGGUGUCGGGGACGCAGGUGUGUCGCACCGACGGCGACUGCUCCGCCGGACCCUCCGACGCCGGCAGCAUUUGCGUCACCCCGUCACUGGAGAACCAGACGCGCUUCAUCCGCGUCACACACCCGCCCAACACACACAUGCUGUUUGUGGGGUAUCCGCCGCACCUCCAGUACGCCGUGAGUCUGACCAACUUCAUCCCACGCUUCGGGUUCCUCCACCUGGAUCUGCCCGUCUUCUUGGAGACCUUCUGCAAAUACGUGGUGUCCCUCUCCGGCGCGUUAGCCGUGGUGAACUCCGUGCCGUGCUUCGCUCUCGACGGUCAGUGGAUGCUGAACGCCCUGCUGGAGGCCACGCUGGUUACUGUGGUAACGGACCGUCAAAAGCGCGAGCUGAUUGGUUUCUUCCUGCUGCUGGCGGGCAGCGCCCUGCUGGCAGCCAACGUGGCGCUGGGCCUGUGGAUGGUCACGGCUCGGUAGCCACAGCGGAGAGCCGGCCUGCCAAGACAAAAAAACUAAAUGAAUUAUUCCCCAUGCGUACUGAGAGCUGUUCUCUCAGGGUGUGUUUGACACGUGUGGACCAUUAAACUGUGAACAUUACAGGGAGCAGACUGCAUUACCCAGCAGUGCUGCCCAAUAUCAGGGCACUGUUGAGCAGAACAUUACUCUGCCUUUAAGGCUUUACUGGACCACCAGGGAAAAACAAUAACCAACCUUUCUUCCACCUUGCUGCCGCCAUAUUUACUCAGAAAGCACAUCUACAAAUAAAUAAUGCACUUACCGCAAAGCACUGUCCUGUGACUGUUUACAGAGGCUGCACAACCUUUCCAAAUGUUAAUAACUGUCACGUGUUAAAAGUUUGAGAGAAAACUGUCAUGGUUUCUCAAAGGGGUGUUUCCAAAAUGCCAUAUUUUCCUGUUGACACACCGUUUGUCUCGGCCUCAAUGUGCUGCAGAGAGAUUCACAUGGAAAGUCGGGCUGCUCAGAGAAGAGAAGCAAACACAAGUUUUAAAAGCCAUACAUUUAUUGGUUAAUGCAUGGCAACGCCUACAGUUUCGACUACAUAUCACUGGUUGGAACAAAGUACUACCUAAUAUUCAUGUGACAGAAACUGGCUUAUUAUAAGUGUGUACAUUAAUUAAUGAUGAAGAUGACUCCGACAACAUUCUGUAAUAUGAAACAAAUGUUGAAAGGUGGGUGUCCCGUUUUGAAAUGAAACAGAUUUGCUCCGCUAAGUGUCUUUCUCUUCCUCGGGCGUUGAAGUGGGAGAAGGAAUUUGCCCAUGAACCUUUUCUAACUUUUAGUCUUAAGUGUAUGUUUCAUUUUUAAUCUCACUGUCUGUGAUCUGUUUGUGUGUCACACUUGUGGACUUGUGGAAUAAAAGACUGCUUUAAUUUAAGUGCUGUCUUUCAGACUGUUUUAUAAGUCAGAGUUUUUUAUUUAUUACAUUUUAGAUUAGAUUCAACUGUAUUGUCUUUGCAAGCACUAAAACAACAAAAUGCAGUUUAGUAUCUAACCAGAAGUGCAAAAAGUGAAUAGU